AAGUAUAUUAUCAUCGUGAUUAACUCGUGCUUGAUCUCGUACCCCACAGGGCAUCCAUGUCUCCUUUGCCCUAGGAGAGAUUGUAUACCUAACUGGAGAGGCAGAUACAACAUUCAAUCAGAUAGAAAGUGCACCCGCGGAUACAGAACCUCGAAAAUGGUCACUAUUAUGGCGACGGAAUGCAUCCGGGUUCAGUACCUGUUUACAAGUGGGUAUUAUGCCGAACGUCUUGGCGACGUCAUCUCGCAACCCCCACUCCACCCACCCGCGUCGAGUGAUCGGGACAUGCGUGCUUUCUGCGUGGGGGCUUUAGCUGUCUUCGUCUCGGGCAAACAGUGCAGACGUCUUGUAAAUAUGAAUUCUCCAUCGCCAGACCUCAUCAUGGGAAGCAUCUUGAGUAGGUUGCUGGCCCAAAUCGACUCACCAUUCUAGACAUGAAUGGCGCAAUCUCACCGCUCUGACCGUUUGCCAAACCUCAUCACCUUCACUUUCAACACAAGCAUCUCUGGAGUCAUCAAAAAUCGAAACUUCGGCGCAUAAUUUGAACUCUUCGCUGGUCUGCGACUUUUGUUUAAACGCGAGGCCUAGCAUUUAUUUUGAAGAUUGGCACCAUGUGUAGAUUCAUGGUGUAUAAAGGCACAGAUGAGAUUCUACUCUCAGAUCUUAUUCUUAACCCCACACAUUCUAUCCUUACUCAAUCAUUCGACUCGCGACUCCGACUAGACACAAGGCGCCCCCAUAACGGUGAUGGCUUUGGUAUCGGGUACUAUACGUCGCCCUCAUUGGGACCAGAGCCCUGCGUCUUUACUUCUACUAUUCCCGCUUGGAAUUGCAUAAACCUAUCGCGAAUCGCCUCGAAGACCACUUCGUCCCUCAUUUUCGCCCACGUCCGCGCCACCACCGAAGGCAACCUGUCCGAUUCCAACUGUCAUCCCUUCACAUACAAGUCUCUCAUGUUCAUGCAUAAUGGCGGAAUUGGGUCGUUCCGGCGCAUCAAGCGCAAGCUUGCCCUGGGGUUGAACGAACAGUGGUUCACAUUAGUACAAGGAUCCACGGACUCGGAAUGGGCAUUUGCGACGUUCCUCGACUGUUUAGACAAAGCAGGACACAACCCGGACAAAGAAGGAGGGUUUGGACAUACAGUGCUCAGGAAGGCAAUAUUGAAGACAAUUGAGAGAAUCAAUGCAUUGAUCAAGGAAGUUGUUGGCACAGACGGAGCUGGCGAAGAGGAUAGCAGAAGUCUUCUCAAUUUCGCCGUCACCGAUGGAGAAAGCGUGGUAUGCACGCGGUACGUGAGCAGCAAGACGGACGAAGCGGCCAGCCUGUUCUGGAGCAGCGGGACUAGCUGGAAGGAAUCCAAGAGCAGCGAGAAGCCAUCCACCCCUUCGCCCGAUCCAAGCCAGAAAGACUACAUUAUGGAACGAAGGGACAAAGGAUCUGAUAUUGUGCUCGUCGCUAGCGAGCCACUUACUUUCGAGCGAGAUAAUUGGGUUACUGUACCUACUAACUCCACCCUCACGAUUCACAAGCAAACCGUCAUGAUCCAUCCCAUCAUCGAUGAGUUCUACAGCGCCAACCCCGCACAUGCGCGCUCCGCUGGUUUCGCACAAGCCAAAGGACAGACCAUUACGGGGCCAGAUAAACGUGUACUCCCGCAGCCCGUGAACAGAAGCCGUGGCGAGGGAGGCCUGACAGGUAGUGAUAACGGGAGUCCGUUUCGGAGUGAGGAGGUGGUGAGCGGCGCUAUCACGAGAUUGAAAGUAAGCUGAGCAGUGUGUGAGCGCUGAUUUGCAUAGCUGCAGGUACCCGAAAUGGUGAGUGAGAGCAUGUCAUGGCAAGACUUAUGUGCCCUAUGUAGACUUGCCACGCAUUUCUCAGAAAGUUUGAUCUUCCGCGUGGAUUUUAUGUCAUUGUAUCGUUCUUGACGUGUUGCAUCCAAAUAUAUAAAACGCUCU
Molecule: messenger RNA, 1955 nt
Organism: Periconia digitata
Lineage: Eukaryota; Fungi; Ascomycota; Dothideomycetes; Pleosporales; Periconiaceae
Source: the annotation of a GenBank genome assembly